Messenger RNA from Fopius arisanus, 991 nucleotides. RefSeq lists its product as uncharacterized. The record is from RefSeq and is a predicted model, not a curated record. NCBI's taxonomy places the organism in Eukaryota, Metazoa, Arthropoda, Insecta, Hymenoptera, Braconidae. The transcript is spliced from 3 exons. Gene Ontology annotation, cellular component: nucleus. Gene Ontology annotation, biological process: regulation of cell cycle. Bases 172 to 537 code for a protein of 121 amino acids. Gene Ontology annotation, molecular function: cyclin-dependent protein serine/threonine kinase inhibitor activity.
AGUUUCCCAUCAGUUGUGGUUCAUGGUGGCCCCUCGUUGCCAAGGAAAAAUAACUAUUUGUAAAUAAUCCUCUGGAGAAAACAAUUAUUCUUCACGUGCAAACAUCGAUUCACCGUCAUUUCACAAGUGACGCGCCCCUAAAUCGCGGAAAACGCGGAAAAUCGCGCUAAAAUGCCUGCGAGACUCGCUAUGGAAGAGGGAAAUCGCGAGACUCGAGCUUUGAAUAUAAAAAAUGUCAGGAGAAGACUCUUCAAGGAUGAUGAUGAUGAUGGAGAGACCAGCGGACCUAGGGGGACUGAUGAUAAUGAAGCUAAUAUCUUCAUGGAAGAGGCCAGGAAGAAUUUUCAGAACGCUAAAGAAAAAUGGAAUUUCGAUUUUGCGAAGAACGAGCCCCUGCCAGGUCGUUGGCAAUACGUAAAAGCAAAUGAAGAUUUUCCACCGGACGAACCGGAAACUCCCCCAUCGGAAAAAGAGGAAGCGACCUCGAAUGCCCCAGAAAAUGCUCAACCAGUUGAUAAGACUGGAAAUUCCAGUUAAUAAUUUAAUUAUCGAGUGUAAUCACUAACAUCCCCAUUAAUUCAUUUUUUAUUGAAUUUACUAUUGGACGAGGCCGUUCAGUAUUUUUACCAUUUAUUUAAACCAAGAGAAGUGUUUAAAAGACUUAAAUUUGAUAUUGAUGAUGUACCUGGAGCUCAUCCCUCCCUUGACUCUGAAAAUCAUGUGAAGACGUAGUACAUAAUGAUUUUCUAAAUUUCUUUGUGAUUUCUACCCCUAAAUUAUAACUUCUGAAACUUAUUAAAAAGUUCCAAGUCUAGUCAAAUGUAAAAAAAAAUUAUCAUUCGUGAUUUAUUUAUUAAUUAUUUCUCGAGAUUCGUGAAUUUUUCAUUGAAUCUAAUGGUGAUAUUAUUUAAAUGAAAAAGACCAAACGAAAUUCAGCAAUUGUGCAAUAACAAAUGUACAGAGAAGUAAUGAAAGGAAAACAAUAAUAAAU